GCUAUUAAGACUCAAAUGUUACAGUUAAAGACUGGCAUGUAUGCUCAUAGAAGUCCAGUGAGAGGUGGUAGGCCCAACGGCACAUGUUCGGCCUACAACAGUCCUCAGAUACCAAAGAGAGAAACCCCACGGUCUAAAGACACACUUGACCUCCGCACCAGCACACUGACACACAGAGCUCUGCAAGAUCUUCAGUUAAGGCGAAAUGCGAACAAAAACUGGACUUUUGGUAAAUAUCGAAUAAAGACUACCACAGAGGAAAGUGAUGCCCUGUUUAAUGUCCAGACACCCCAUGCAGGGGGGUGUCUUCUCAGCUCCAAAGGCACAAAUGGUAAUGAGAUGCCUAAGGUGCCACAGGUGACCACGGACAACAUCAGGAAAGAAGUGAAGAAUAACUCCUACCAGGACCUGAGGCCUGUAGAGCCAGAGGGAUCCAGUGAUAAAGAGAGGGCUUCAUAUUUCACUUUUAACACAGCCAGAAGAGCAAGUGAGCCUGGGAAAAUUAACAUGGCUACUGUUGCUCCAUUCCGGUUCAGAUUUCAAGUGCAAGAGGAGAUAGACGCCACUCUGGAUGAUUUGAGUGACUGCUCUUCUGACUCCAUGGAAGUGUGCUGUGACGAUCUCGGACGUGUGCUCAGGAAUACUGUGAAAGGCACAAGAGACAAUCUGAAGAUGGAGAGAAGCGACAGCACAAAGGCGUAUGCCCAAGCAGCAGAAGGUAAAGCAGUUGGCAUGGCAGCCAAAAGGGCCAUACCCACUAAGUCUGGAGUGCCCCAGAGCACACAGCGCAGCGAAUUCAAGGUGUACCGAGCAGGAAGCUCUGAGGGACGAUUACCAGUGUCCACCAGUCUCCGAAAGCAGCGGUCUAUGACAAACUUAGCUGUCCUCACAGACGCAGAGAAAAAGUUGCAUCUUUACGAGCCGAAAUGGUGUGAUGAUAUGGCUAAACCCGGAGCAGAGCAGAACAAGACGGGCAAGCCAAAGACAGCAGGAGGGGGCACCAGCGCUGGAGGAGGCGUCCCUCUUUCCAGAAACCUUUCCAAAUCUGAACAUUCACUUUUCCAGGGCAAACCAAAGCCCUUUGCUCCUCUCGCUGCUCCAACGGCUCUGAGCAAACAGAGCCGCAUUCCACGCGGUCCUUACGCUGAGGUUAAGCCCUUGAGCAAGGCACCUGAGGAUGGCAAGUCUGAUGAUGAGAUCCUGUCCAACAAGGCCAAGGCUGCCGCAAAGAAACCAGGAGCAGGGGCCGGAGGGGACUCUGGGUCCAAAAGCCAAGGGGACACUUAUCUAAAGGUGGACCCAGAGUUGGUGGUUACAGUGCUGGGGGACCUGGAGCAGCUGCUCUUCAGUCAGAUGCUGGACCCUGAGUCGCAGAGGAAGCGAACUGUGCAAAACGUCCUUGACCUGCGCCAGAAUCUGGAAGACACUAUGUCUAGUCUCCGAGGAUCCCAAAUUAGCCACAGUUGUGUGGACAGCAGUAACAUUGGCUAUGACAGUGAUGAGACCAAUGCUCGCAGUUUAUCCAGCUUGUCCAACCGCUCCUCGCCUCUGUCCUGGCGCCAUGGUCAGUCCAGCCCUCGCCUUCAGGCCGGGGACGCUCCCUCUUCCGCAGGAGUGGGGUACCAGGGUAGUAAGGGCAACUCUCAGUAUACCGCUCACACCAUGCCCGCCCGCUGCACUGGCCGCCUCAACAGCACAUCACGCAUCGAGCUCAUAGAGGGCCUGGAUAUGGACGAUCCCGACCUCAAGUCUGGUUACCUUAGUGACAGUGACCUUCUGGGGAAGAGCCUGCCUGACGAUGAUGAUGACAACCUGGCUAAUGGGUGGGAUGAGAGCAGCUCCAUCAGCAGUGGCCUCAGUGAUGGCGACGGUGAUGGAUCGGAGAAUAUCAGUUCAGAAGAGUUCAAUGCCGGCUCGUCCCUCAACUCCCUCCCAAGUACACCCGUAGGAUCCAGACGAAGCUCUUCUGCCAUGCUCCGCACUGAUGCAGAGAAGCGCUUCCUGGUGGAGAGUGGACUUUCGUGGUACAGUGAGGACAGCAAAUCCAGCCAUAAACACGAUAGGGCCAGCUUUGACACAGGGAGCCUCAAGUCGGAAGCACCAAGCAAGUGGAGAAAGAAACCCCCAAGUUUAAGUGAAGACUUUGGCAAAGGAGAAGCAAAGAAGCCCCAUAGUUCAGUACAGCCGAGCAGCUUUAGAAAGGGCAAAAAUCCCCCUGUAGGAGUCACUUCUCCCAUCACCCACACCUCCCAGAGCAUGCUCAAAGUGGCAGCUCCUAAAAUUGAUAAGCCACAGGACAAAUCUCGGAUUUCUGUCAAAACUGCUGGUCUACAGCGAUCUCGGUCAGAUGCUGGCAAGGAUCACCAUGGAGAAUACCGCAAACCUCCUUCAGGUCUAGUUAAACCCGUGGCUGGAGCCUCGUUUGGUUACAAAAAACCCACAGCCACUGGUACUGCCACUGUUAUGACAGCAGGUGGUGCCACCAUCUCAACUGGCUCUUCCACUCUGGGGAAGCCCCCCAAGUCAUCUGGCAUCCCAGUGAAGCCAGUAGGAGCACCAACAGGUCGCAAAAACAGUUUUGAUGCUAGCAGUGAGCAGGGCUUUCUGGGGCCUAAUGCCCGGAACAGUAUUCAGUAUCGCAGCUUGCCGCGUCCAGCCAAGUCAAGUACCCUCAGUGUCAUCGGGCGUCCUGCAUCUCGGCCUCCCAGUGGUAUUGUUGACCCCAGUCUGUUGAAUCUUAAACCCGUGUCCAUUAGCACUGCAGGGCCCAAGGUUAAAGAACCCAGCAGCUGCAGUGGUAAAAUAACUAAUCGUACAAUGUCAGGCCCAGUAAACCAGACAGACCGAGAGAAGGAGAAAGAGAGGGCCAAAGCCAAGGCUGUGAGUGCCGAUAUGGACUGUGGUUCUCUGAAAGGAGAGGACAUGUUGUCACAAAACACAGAGGAACCUGCUCUGAAACUGCAUGGCCUCAGGCGCACCAGCAGCAGCAAAUACCCUGAGCUCUCAUCACCUACAACACCAAGGAUGAAAUCACUUGGCCGUCCUCCCAGUCUGGCUCACCUGGACAAGGUAAACUCCAACAGCCUUGACUCAUGUGUGACCAUCCAGGACCUGCCUCCCAAAGUACCCCCGUACUCUAAGCUGCAGGACUUUGCAGGUUCUCACUGCAGCGGCCGCCUCACUCCCAGCCCAGCGCCCGUGCUCCAUUUGGACUCCUCCAACACCUAUGAGACCCACACAGGAUCUCCACUGCUAUACCCCAAGCUGUCAGGCAUGCACCGUAGCCUGGAGUCCUUGCCUCUCCAGAUGAGUGUGCCUGCCAGUGCGCGGUUUGGCACCUCAGACAUGCAUGAAAAAGAACAACGAGGCACAGGCACCUGGGGAUCAGCCACCAGGACACCCACGCAAGAGAGCUUGCAAACAGACAGAAAUACAUUUCCGAAGAAAGGCUUAGAACGCUGCAGUUCAAGUCUGUCAGAGAGUGAAGGAAGCAAAUCAGGCAGGCGCCACUCUCACACAAUAAUGAGUAUGACAGAGAGCCAUAGUCCUCCUCAGCUGCCCUCUCCCACCCGCCCCCUCCACUCAACCACAACCAAGGCUCUGCUCACUAAUGUGGUUGCCCCCAUUUCCAGUGGCACCCCGAGGAUAUCUCGCUCCAACAGCAUAGGCCCCCCAAGUGACUCUAGCGAUCUGUACGGAUCUUCCCCCCUGGGUAGCAGUAUGUCCCUGGCUGACCGACCAAAAAGCAUGAUGCGUUCAGGGUCUUUCCGUGAACCAGGGGAGGAUGUGCAUGGCUCUGUAUUAUCUUUGGCCUCCAAUGCUUCAUCCAACUAUUCCUCAAAUGAGGAGAGGAUACAGGGGGAGCAAAUUCGCAUGUUAAGAAGAGAGCUUGAGUGUUCCCAGGAGAAGGUUGCAAACCUCACUAUGCAGCUUUCUGCAAAUGCUAAUCUAGUAGCUGCUUUUGAGCAGAGUCUGGCGCUGAUGACGGCCCGUCUACAAACUCUGUCAGUGUCCUCGGACCAGAAGGACUUUGAGCUCACAGAACUUAAGGACACCAUUGAUAUUCUGAAGGCGAAAAACACAGAGGCCCAAGAAAUUAUUCAGGGGGCACUCAGUAGUCCUGACAUUACCCCAAAAGAAAUGCCAAUUAACCGUCAAAACUCUUCAGAAAGCCUCUCCAGCCUUGCCAGCACUACCAGUCAUUCCAGUAUGGGUAGUUUCAAGGAGCAGGAGGCCAAAAAGAAGAAAAAGAAAGGAUGGUUACGCAGCUCCUUCAAUAAAGCAUUCAGUAAGAAAGGGUCCAAGCAGUCAGGACCUUACGCUGACAUUGAGGAGAUUGCCACCCCAGAAUCCUCCGCACCUUCCUCUCCCAAAGUUCGUCAUGAAGCCGAAAACCCUGCACCAUCAAUGAAAUCUUCAGCUUCUGCCUCAUCAUCUGGACUGUGUGAAGGGGGAGAGGGGGUGGAGGAGAAAGUAGUAUCAGAGUUACGCUCAGAGCUGUGGGAAAAAGAGCGCAAACUAACAGACAUCCGCCUGGAGGCACUGAGCUCCGCACAUCAGCUGGAGCAGCUGCAGGAGGCCAUGACUAAUAUGCAGAGGACAGUGGAGAAGUUGAAGUCUGAGAAUGACCAAUUAAAGACAGGUGGUCUCUCUCCAUGCCCAUCUCCUGGACCCUCCAGUUCUCCGUCCCAGUCCUCAGGCCUUACUACUCUGGGAAACUCCUCUCCACGACAGUCUGUAGCCAUGCACAUGCCCAAAAGCUACAGCAGGGGGCUGAAUGAGGGCAGCUCUGAUGUCUUCACAUCAGACUGUCUCGGCCAUUCCUCCCAAAGAGAUGAUUAUCGCGUUAGGGUAGUGGUUUCUGUGGCAAAUUUACAUGUUUUUAAAGAUGAUGUGAAACAGCAAGAGUUUUUCAUUGGCACUGUGAGGUUAAAUGGUAGGAUGGACUGGACCAUGUUGGAUUCAGCUGUCAGCCAAGCUUUCAAGGUGUACAUCACAAAGGUGGACCCAUCUUCCAGUUUAGGGCUGUCCACUGACUCCAUCUACAGUUAUAGCAUAGGCCAUAUCAAGAGGGUACUGGGUGGAGAAGCUCCAGAGACUCAGCCAUCUCGCUGCAUGUCCAGAGGGCCAACCAGUAUCACAGUGGCUCUGAAAGGUUUGAAAGAGAAAUGUGUGGACAGCUUGGUCUUUGAAACCCUCAUUCCUAAACCAAUGAUGCAACACUACAUCAGUCUUAUUCUCAAACAUCGUCGGCUCAUUCUGGCCGGGCCCAGCGGUACAGGUAAAACGUACCUGGCCUCUCGAUUAGCCGAGUACUUGGUUGACCGCAGCGCCCGGGAGGUCACAGAUGGCAUAGUUGUAACUUUUAACAUGCAUCGUCAGUCGUGCAAGGAUCUACAGCUUUAUCUUUCAAAUCUGGCAAAUGAGAUUGAUCGGGAAACCGGCACAUCAGAAAUACCCCUGGUGCUGAUUCUGGAUGACAUUCAUGACACAGCCUCUCUCAGUGAACUUGUAAAUGGUGCUCUUACCUGUAAAUACCACAAAUGUCCCUACAUCAUUGGAACAAGCAAUCAGCCUGUCAAAAUGACCGCAAACCAUGGCCUGCAUCUGAGUUUCAGGAUGGUCACUUUCUCCAACAAUGUGGAGCCAGCCAAUGGCUUCUUGGUCCGCUAUCUGCACAGAAAAAUGAUGGAGUCAGAGGAUGAGAGGAAUUUGACCAAUGAAGACUUGAUACGUGUUUUGGACUGGUUGCCCAAACUGUGGUAUCACCUGCACACAUUCCUGGAAAAACACAGCACAUCUGACUUUCUCAUAGGUCCAUGCUUUUUUCUGUCCUGCCCUGUCACGGUGGAGGAGUUCCGCUCAUGGUUCAUUGACCUCUGGAAUCAUUCCAUUAUCCCAUACCUACAAGAAGGGGCCAAGGAUGGCUUUAAGGUCCAUGGGCAAAAGGCCGUUUGGGAGGAUCCAGUGGAGUGGGUAAGAGGGACUCUACCUUGGCCUUCAGCCCAGCAAGACCAGGCAAAGCUAUUCCACUUACCCCCGCCUAACAUCAGCUCGAGCAGCCCAGGACAAACCUGUGAGGAGAGGCCCCACAAGGAAACUCCACCCAGCUCCAUGGAAUCUGAUCCACUGAUGGCAAUGCUUUUAAAACUUCAAGAAGCUGCCAAUUACAUUGAAUCCCCUGAUAAAGAAGACCUGCACUUGCCUAAACUUUAAAAAAAACAAAAACAAUGCUAAUAUUUAGCCCUGGAAUAAGCUUUUAAUUAUUUGUGGGGUUCAGUGUAAAUGUCUUUAUUUAUGGAUACACACUUUAAGAUUGACUGUUCCCAGGUGUCCCAUUUCACAUACCAUUAUUUCACAGUAUAGUAUUUAUAAUAUAAAAAUAUAGAAAAGUAGCGUAUUUUUGACACAUUUGCCUCAGUUCCCUUAGACUGGUGCUUAUCGAUCACAAUGAAAGUGUUUCACUCAGCACUUAGAUUCAAAUCACUCAGGUGAUUUGUGCUGUAGCGCAUACAGUACUAAACAGACCAUCCUGUGGUGCACAACAGAAUAUUGGUUUCUUUCCUUUUCAAUGGUUACUAAUAAUUAGUGACUUAUUUUUGUAGAGGAGCAUGACAGCAUGUACAAUGCAUUUAAAAUGCUAAGUUACAUAUGCAAUUCAUAAUACAAGACAAGCAGGUGAUGAACUAACACAAUGCCUUAUAAACAAAGAUGUGUCUCUUCAGCUUCAGCAGACUAUUCUGGUGCUUUCUCCGAGUCAUCACUUCUAAGCUGAUUAACAAUGACUCAACAUCUCUUAACUUCCGCAGUUGUAAAGACCUUGUUUAUUCAAGCUGUCAUACUCUUUUACAUAAAGCAUCUUAAUUUAAACCUCCACUGCCCAAUUAAGCACUGGAGUUAGUCUUCUGUGUUUUACACGGUAAUGUUUUGUUUGCUCUAUUGUAACUAUCAGGUAAUUGGUUAUAUUAGUAUUAAAUAUCAAAGAUCUCACUCACUGAAACUACAGUGUGAUUAAAUCACUUUUUUUUUUUUUUUUAAGUGUUAGAACACAAAAAAGAAUGGUCUGGACUAAGUUGAAGACGUUAAAAUCUUACAUCCAUGUCAGAGCAUUCACAGAUCUAUAUAUAACUGAAAAACAUUCCUACUUGUCCUUAUACUGUAAUUAUUAAACAGUAUAUUCCAUCUCCCCUUAAUACAAAAUCCCCAAAAUUUAAAAUAUAUAAAGUUUACUUAUACUGUAUGUACAAACAUGUUUUAUUACCCAUAACGUUAUACCAAAUACUAGAGUUUUCUUUUUCUAUGAAUGUAUCAGCAUUUUACUCAAUAUCAGACAUUAUUGUAGGUGCUUUUCAAAGUAGCCUUAUCACAAGCCACACUUAACGAACUCAGAGCAAAUUUAAAACUACCUAAUCUCAAGUCAGUCAUCCACUCACAUUCAGUGAAGUUAGCCAUUUUAAUUUAUGUCACACAAUACCAACAUUUCGCUAGCAUUCAUAUGGUGCUUUUAAUGUCUCAAUUGUGUCAGCAUCAACAAAUUUAAUUUAACUAAAAAAAACAACUUACAAAAUAGAUCUGGGAUCUUUUGGGAUGUGUUGUAAACAUUCUCAAAUACAUAAUGUAGAGCCAGUGAAGUCCUGUGAGUGAUCCUAUGGUGGUAGAUCCAUACUAAAUACUGAUGCAUUUAUAUUAAAUAAUGUUUGGGAAGAAAGCACAGAUGCAAAGGAAAUAAAGACGUGAAGUAAAGACAGAAAUAAGUGACAAAUUGUAAGUGGUCAGCAGUGCCCUCCAUCAUGAGGCUUAAGUGCUUUUCCUUUGUACAUACAUUCUGUAAAUGAAUGUCACACAAACUUUUUAUAGUUUGACAAAAAGUGUGUGUUUAUGCUUAUGCUUAUGCUAUUGCACUGUGCUUAAACUGACCAAUAACCAUUGAGUCAGUUUGUAGAUGUACCAAGGUGUGACUGACGAUUUGGUCAGUGCCAAACCAGCCACAUUAGGUAUUGUUUUCUUAAAUGUAAAUGAAAGAAGAAAAAAAAAAAGUGUAACUUGCAACCUGGUCUGCCAAUUUCCCAACUUAAGUUAUCAGCUCAUCUAAUUUACUGGUUGUUGUGCCUGUUGUUCUGUAUAAACUGUGAUUUGUGUUGGCUUACUAGCAUAACAAGGACUAAAUAGCAACUUUUAAUGGUACCCGCAACCAACAACAAACAAGUAAACAAGUAAACAAGGCACGUUUCAACUGGUGUAUCUAACCACAUUGCAUCCUAGGUGAAUAUUGUUGGAAGCCUUAUAAAACAAAAUAUUGCUUGUCAGUGCAUUGAAGACAGGGUUAAAAGUAUGUUUUGCCCAAAAAGCAACACAAACCUAGGGUACAAAAUGAACAGGCCAAUACAGGUUGCUGUAUAGUCACAUUUUUUUCAAAGCUUGUUGUAGGCUCAAAUGUUAUGCAGUAUCUUAUUCCACUGACUUACAGAUGUUAAGGGUUUUUAAAUGUUGUAAAUGCAUGUAAACUCGCUAUGUGAUGAGAUACAUUAUGUACUGUGGAGGAAGAUCAUACUAGAAAAUGUUUUCCUUUGUAAUACUCAAAUGUUUGAUAUUUGUUUUUUUUUCUAAAGACUUCUUUCUAAAAUGUCAUGUUAUUUUGUACAGGGCAUUAUUGUAAAGACUGUAAAUAUGUCAUCAUUGGAUGGAUAUCUACAAUCAUAGUGAAGAAAAGAGCAGUAGGCCUAUAUGUAAGAGAUUAGUCCAUUGCAGGGAUAAGUCAUGCUUUUAAGGUAUCAUCCAUCUAUCACUGUUUGCUGGAAUCAAUAAAAUACACAUUAUAUUUA
Periophthalmus magnuspinnatus is the source of this 8822-nucleotide messenger RNA. RefSeq names its product neuron navigator 1b (gene nav1b). Lineage: Eukaryota; Metazoa; Chordata; Actinopteri; Gobiiformes; Gobiidae. The record is from RefSeq and is a predicted model, not a curated record. Bases 16 to 6216 code for a protein of 2066 amino acids. Gene Ontology annotation, biological process: nervous system development; neuron migration; microtubule bundle formation. Gene Ontology annotation, cellular component: microtubule cytoskeleton; axon initial segment. Gene Ontology annotation, molecular function: ATP hydrolysis activity; ATP binding. The transcript is spliced from 31 exons.